Aegilops tauschii subsp. strangulata is the source of this 3219-nucleotide messenger RNA. Lineage: Eukaryota; Viridiplantae; Streptophyta; Magnoliopsida; Poales; Poaceae. The record is from RefSeq and is a predicted model, not a curated record.
GCACCGAGCCACCGACGCACCACGCACGAGCACGAGACGAGAGAAACCUAGCCUUGAGCCUUCCCGUUCCAGUUCCUCUUCCCAUGGACCAGGAGGCGACGCUGAUGCCAAUGGCGGAGGAGCUCCUCGUCUUUUUUGCGGAAGACACGGCGCCCAUGCCCAGGAGCUGCACCAUGCCUGCAUCCGCCGGUGGGGAGGAGCGACGGCCCGGACCAAGCGCCGCAGCACCAGAGAGGGUCCCGGCAGUAGCAGACACCGGGGAGCCGAGGGAGGGGACAGUGGAGCGAUUGGCUCCAACACCUCAGUCAAUCUGUAAGCCUAAGGAGUGCAACAUCCAAAACUCAAGAGGAAGACCAUCGAUUUGAAAAAUUUAUGGAGUAGAGCUGGGAAGAAAUCAAAGGCAUGCAUUCAGGUUGAGCAACUAGUGCAGGAUGUAUCCCCUUUAGUUCAACAGCUACAGAUUGCUAGUGCCAUUAAGGUCGAACCUGAUAUUGAGAGAGAAGCAAGUGAAGACUCUGAAAAUGUAGAGGAAGAUGAUGACAGUGAAGAUGCAAUUAUGAUGUUCAAUUGCUUGAACCUGAUCCUGGGUUGAGGAUCCCUAUCGCUGAUUAUGAUGUUAAUGAUCAGGAUAGGAUUAGAAGAAGAUUCAUUGCAAAAGGGGCUUGUCGACCAAAAAAGUAUGCUUUUCCACAACACCCUGCUGGAGGUAUGCGUCGAUUUGUAGCUAAGUUGUUCAAGUCUUAUAGUUGGCUUGAGUACAGUAAGGAAAAAGAUGCCGCUUUCUGCUUUGUGUGUUAUCUUUUCAAAGAAAAUUCAUAUGCUGGUGGAGAUUGUUUUGUGAAUGGAGGAUUUAGAAACUGGAAUCACAAGGAUAGUUUUCUGAAACAUGAAGGUGGAAUCAACAGUGCACACAACAAAGCACAAGAAAAAUACAAUUUCUUCAUUGCACCCAAAACAACAAUUGUAGAGUCAUUUUCCUCAACCACCAAACAAGACAAGAUUCUAUAUAUUGCUCGCUUGGCAUAUUCUCUUAAAUGCCCGAGGUUUCUUUUGUGUCAAGGGUUAGCUUUCCGUGGACAUGAUGAAAGAGAAGUUUCACUAAAUAACGGUAGUUUCCUUGAGCUUCUACAUUGGCUAGCAGAGAAUUUUGAAGAAGUGGACAAGGUGGUUCUUAAGAAUGCUCCAAAGAACAAUAAAAUGGUAGCUCAUGAAAUACAAACAGACCUCAUCAACUCUUGUGCCAAAGAAACUACUAGGCUUAUGAUGGAAGAGCUAGGUGAUAGUUGUUUCUCAAUACUUGCCGAUGAAUCUAGUGAUGUGUAUUUACAAGAACAAUUGGCUCUUUGUCUACGGUAUGUUGAUAAAAUAGGAAGGGUGGUUGAGAGGUUUCUUGGUAUUUUACAUGUUGAAAACACCACAUCUUUGACACUCAAAACAACAAUGGAGAGUUUGCUUAUGGAACAUGGUUUGACCUUCUCUAGAGUACGUGGGCAAGGAUACGAUGGUGCCAGCAACAUGAAGGGUCAUGUCAAUGGUCUAAAGAAACUAAUUAUGGAUGAACCCCCUUCUGCCUAUUAUGUGCAUUGUUUUGCUCAUCAACUUCAGUUAUCUCUAGUUGCUGUUGCUAAGGAGAACUGUGAUUGUGUUUUGUUCUUUCAACAACUUGCUAAUCUUUUGAAUGUUCUUGGGAUGUCUUGUAAGAAGAUUAGAAUGCUUCCUGUGGCUCAAGCUGAACGGAUCAUUCAAGCAUUGGAAUUGGAGGAAAUUGAAACUGGUAAAGGCAUGAAUCAAGAGAUGGGUUUGAGUAGGCCGGGUGACACUCGUUGGGGAUCUCACCACAAAACUAUCAUGCAUAUUCUCCGCAUGUAUCCAUCAAUCCGGCUAGUUCUCAUCAAGAUAUCUAAAGAUCAAACUCAAAGCAAUGAGGCUAUGCUUGCUGAAACCAUGUUGCCAUAUUUUGAGUCAUUUGACUUUGUUUUGGCACACUUGUUGCAAACCAUAUUUGGGCACACCGAUGACUUAACUCGUGCUUUGCAAAAGAAAGAUCAAGACAUUGUUAAUGCCGUUGAACUCAUUCAUUUGACAAAGAUUCAAUUGAGUUGUUGAGAGAUGAUGGUGGAUGGGAAACUUUUCUUGAAGAGGUUACUUCUUAUUGUGUCAAGCAGAAAGUCAGAGUUCCUCAAAUGGGUGGUCAGUACAAGCCUCCUGGAAGACCCUCAAGAUUCUACAAAAAUCUCACGAAUCUCCACCACUUCCAUGUUCAGAUGUUUUUGGCUCUUAUUGAUAGGCAACUUCGAGAGCUUGGAGAUAGAUUUGAUGAGGUAAACACCAAAUUAAUUCAUUGCAUGGGAUCAUUCAGUCCGGUUAAUUCUUUUGCUGCUUAUGAUAAGGAAAACUUGGUUAAGCUUGCACAUCUCUAUCCUUUGGAUUUCACGGAGGAAGAUUUGAUGCAUAUUCCAUAUCAACUUACACACUUCAUUACUGAUAUGCGUAGAGAUGAGAGGUUUAGAAAGGUGAAAAAUAUAGUUGACCUUUCUAUUAUGCUUGUUGAGACAAACAAGAGUGUCACUUAUAACCUUGUUUACAAGCUUCUCAAAUUGGUUCUAAUCCUACCAGUAGCAACAGCUAGUGUUGAGAGAGUAUUCUCUUCAAUGACUUUGUGAAAAACAAGCUACGCAAUAAAAUGGGGAAUCAACUCUUGAAUGACUGUCUGGUUACAUUUAUUGAGAGGGAGUUCUUCUUUGAAGUGAAGGAUGAUGUUGUCAUAUCUCGCUUUCAAGCCAUGACAAAGCGUAUGGUCGAGUUGUAUUUUUCUUAUCUAUUUUGUAAUUCCCUUAAUCAUUCGAGAUAUUGUUGCUAGUGAACAAUUUAUAUUUGAAUUUGUAUUGCUGUGAACCAAUUGGCUCCUUUAUUAGUGUGAAUUUUUUUGAACACCCAAUAUUAAAUUCCUGGCUCCGCCACUGGCGUCGCGGUAGUCAGCCACAUUAUUGUGUUUUACUGUGACCACGGGGGAUAAAUUUUGUGAUGGGGACGAAAGGGUCAUUGCAGGACCAACUGUGAAGAAGUCCAAGCAUAGGUGGCGUAUUAUGGAAGGCUUGAUAGUGGCUGAGGAAGCCAUUAUCGGGGACGAGGCGGCACCACGGUUUGUAGAAGAGGGAUGCACGGACGAUUUCUUCCACGUCCUUGCUCUCUAGUGCAUCUUCCAUAUGGCUGGACCGG